Molecule: messenger RNA, 1332 nt
Organism: Fomitopsis serialis
Lineage: Eukaryota; Fungi; Basidiomycota; Agaricomycetes; Polyporales; Fomitopsidaceae
Exons: 9
Coding region: 1-1332 (443 amino acids)
Molecular function (GO): protein binding
Source: RefSeq, a predicted model, not a curated record
AUGCCUCCCGCACCAUUCGACACCCUCCCCUCCGAGCUCAUUGAGCGCAUCCUGCUCUUUUGCGACGUCUACGAUGCAGCCAAUCUCGCACUGACAAGCCGCACAGUUCGCAGGCUCAUCUACCAGUCGGAGGAUCAGUACUUCUGGCGUGAGCUCUUCCUGAGCAGGCCCUUCGACGAUCUUCGCAAGGCGCCCCCGCCGCUGACCACCCAGAAGCCGGCCUUGCAACCCGAUUGGAAGACGGGGCUCCAGCGUAGGGUCAGCGCGGAUGCGGUCGUGCGCAAUGGUACCACUGGUCCGCGCCUGCACCGCGCACUCGAGACGCUUGUGGCCGCGGUAGAGACCGCCCUUCCUGUCAGCGAUGGCCCGGGUGCGGACGAGUCGGAGAACCUGAAGUGGCUCGAUACCCUCCUGCGCUCCGCCACCUUCGAUGAAGAGUCUCUCCCCCUGCAUGAGCAGCAGCUCCUCGGCCGGCUCAUGUCGUACCUCGCGUUGACAUACGAGUCGGGCGAGUCGAGGACUGCCGAGACCCCGCAACUGCGGUUGACUCGGAACGAGAUGCGGCGGACGAGCCGGUGCUAUGUGUACGACCUCCGCCGGUACAAGGAGGACACGCUUUGGGGCCCAUUUAUGCGCGGCGAGAAAGGGGAGCUACGCGCGAACUGGGUGCAUAUGCAACACAUCGUAAACGUCGUGGCGAUGAAGCUGCACGAGCUGCCGGGCCUCGCGCUGCAGAUUUACAACAAGCCCCGCGCCGGGAUUAGUGCGACGCAGGCGUACUCUGCGCCCUUCGCGCACGAACGUAAGCCGCAUGACUGGGCCGGCGUCGCUGGGACGUGGCGGCGUUUCGUCUGCUUCAUGGACUAUCGGGAUCUAUUCGCCUUCAACUUCUCCGUCUCCGGCACGGGUCCCCGCGAACGCACCUUCUUCGAUGACGACUACCAAGAGGCGAUCCGCCCGGUCGAGCUGCACCUCGACGUGCUCGACCCAUCCACGUCCGAGUCGUCCACGGAGCCCUCCGAGCCGCCGUCGCACGCCGCGCGGUACCCGCCGCUCUUCUUCAAGGGCCUGUCGCGCGGCGCGCACAGCGCGGACGCGGCCGUAGAGGGCUCCGUGCGCGUGCUCGCCGACGGUAGUGUCCGAUGGAGCUUCGUCACCAAAUAUGAUGGGCUUACGCAGUGGAGUGCGGAAGGCCUUCAGAUCGGUAACAUAUGCAGCGCCGCCGGUGUCGGCGGCAUCUGGACGGGUGCGUUUCAUGAGGACGCGGAUCCGGCCGGGCCGUUCUGGAUGUGGAAGAUGCCGUCAGCUCUCGAACCCGGAUUCAACGCAUGA